This is a messenger RNA of Falco peregrinus (peregrine falcon), 8716 nucleotides long. RefSeq names its product Rho GTPase activating protein 26 (gene ARHGAP26). Gene Ontology annotation, biological process: signal transduction. The record is from RefSeq and is a predicted model, not a curated record. Bases 641 to 2620 code for a protein of 659 amino acids. Gene Ontology annotation, cellular component: cytoplasm. Gene Ontology annotation, molecular function: protein binding; GTPase activator activity. NCBI's taxonomy places the organism in Eukaryota, Metazoa, Chordata, Aves, Falconiformes, Falconidae. The transcript has 26 exons.
CUCUGUGCAGAUAUCUCCUUCCAUGAUGUAGUGGGAUGAAACAGAGAAGGCUGUUUGUGGAAACGAGCGUGGGCUUCACCCUUGAGGGUCUGCAAUUUCCUGACUCCUCUUGACUUACUUGAAGAGAUCCAUUUUCUUGAGAUCAGUUGCAGGAAUUUUGCAUGUUCAUGAAAGCACAUUGCACCAGAGGCUGGUGGACCUCAGUGUGGUGUCCACAGCUGAGCACGCUGGAUUGUCAGCACAACCUCUCCACAACCACUGAUGCCCAAAUGAUGCUUCUGUCCCACAGGUGGGCCCUGCAACCAUGACAUGACCAGCUAAGCAUGUCCCAUCUGAGCCCUCUGGUCCCACCCCAAGCAAAACCUCCUGCUGAUGGUCCCAUUUCAGGGCUGGAGAAAAUGCCUUCCCGUGUAAAACUGCAGCGCAUAAGAGCAUGCAAGGAGAGUUUCAAGUGUAAGACUGGAGCAAGAGAAGCUCAAAGCUGAAUAUUGACCUGUCAGCAGCCAAGCGCAAGUUUGCAGACUCUCUCAACGAGUUUAAAUUCCGCUGCAUUGGUGAUGCUGAAACAGAUGAUGAGAUCUGCAUUGCCAAGUCUCUGCAGGAGUUUGCAACGGUGCUGCGGAACCUGGAAGACGAGCGGAUGCGCAUGAUCGAGAAUGCCAGCGAGGUGCUGAUCACACCACUGGAGAAGUUUCGCAAGGAGCAGAUCGGAGCCGCUAAGGAUGCCAAAAAGAAAUAUGACAAGGAGACUGAGAAGUAUUGUGGUGUCCUAGAAAAGCACUUAAACUUGUCUUCUAAGAAGAAAGAAUCCCAGCUUCAGGAGGCAGACAGCCAGGUGGACCUGGUUCGGCAGCAUUUCUAUGAAGUCUCGCUGGAGUAUGUCUUCAAGGUGCAAGAGGUCCAGGAGAGGAAGAUGUUUGAGUUCGUGGAACCUCUGCUGGCCUUUCUGCAGGGGCUUUUCACUUUCUACCACCAUGGCUACGAGCUUGCAAAGGACUUCAGCGAUUUCAAGACAGAGCUGACAAUCAGCAUCCAGAAUACAAGAAAUCGAUUUGAAGGAACAAGGUCAGAGGUUGAGUCUUUGAUGAAGAAGAUGAAGGAGAAUCCUCAUGAGCACAAAAACAUCAGCCCUUACACAAUGGAGGGUUAUCUCUACGUGCAGGAGAAACGUCACUUUGGGACUUCUUGGGUGAAGCAUUACUGCACAUACCAGAGAGAAUCAAAGCGGAUCACAAUGGUGCCAUUUGACCAGAAAUCUGGAGGAAAAGCGGGAGAAGACGAAGCUGUUAUCCUCAAGUCUUGUACACGGCGGAAAACUGACUCAAUCGAGAAGAGGUUUUGCUUUGACGUGGAAGCUGUUGAUCGGCCUGGUGUGAUCACCAUGCAGGCACUUUCAGAAGAGGACCGAAGGCUGUGGAUGGAGGCGAUGGAUGGCCGGGAACCGGUCUACAACUCGAACAAGGACAACCAAAGUGAAGGCACUGCCCAGUUGGAUAAUAUUGGCUUCAGCAUUAUCAAGAAAUGCAUACAUGCUGUCGAAACAAGAGGGAUCAAUGAGCAAGGGCUGUACCGAAUUGUUGGAGUAAACUCUAGAGUUCAAAAGCUGUUGAGUAUAUUAAUGGAUCCCAAAACGGCUACAGAAACAGAAACAGAGAUCUGUGCAGAGUGGGAGAUAAAGACGAUUACUAGUGCACUGAAAACUUACCUGAGAAUGCUUCCGGGGCCGCUCAUGAUGUACCAGUUUCAAAGGAGCUUCAUCAAAGCAGCAAAACUCGAGAAUCAGGAGUCAAGGGUGUCAGAGAUCCACAGCCUCGUCCAUCGGCUCCCAGAGAAAAACAGGCAGAUGUUGCACUUGCUCAUGAACCACUUGGCAAAAGUUGCAAAUAAUCACAAGCAGAACCUGAUGACUGUUGCUAAUCUGGGUGUGGUAUUUGGGCCAACACUGCUUCGACCUCAAGAGGAAACAGUCGCUGCCAUUAUGGACAUCAAAUUUCAGAACAUUGUGAUUGAAAUUUUAAUAGAAAACCAUGAGAAGAUAUUUAACAUGGUGCCAGAGACUCCACCAUCGAACUCGCAGCUGCUGUUAUCUCGCAAGAAGAGCACGGACUCAAAGCCUCCCUCCUGCAGCGAGAGACCACUGACACUCUUCCACACAGCACAACCCAAUGAGAAGCAGGAGAACAGGAACAGUAUCCUCAACUCCAGCCUGGAAUCCGUCAUCUCUUCAAAUGUAAACAGCUUCCUUAACUCCAACAACGCUCCCCAGCCCAGCCUGAACUCAAGUGAUCUUGAACUAGAAGUAAUUAAACCCAACAGGCCAAAUUCACUCCCUCAGAAUCCAAGCCCAACGUCACCCCUCUCACCGUCUUGGCCCAUGUUCUCUGCGCCAUCAAGUCCUAUGCCCACCUCCUCUACGUCCAGCGACUCAUCCCCCAUCAGCUCACCACUGCGGAAAGCCCGAGCUUUGUAUGCCUGUAAAGCAGAACACGACUCGGAGCUCUCCUUCACGGCAGGCACUGUGUUUGAUAACGUUCAUCCAUCCCAGGAGCCUGGCUGGCUGGAAGGGACCCUCAACGGCAAGACAGGAUUAAUCCCCGAGAACUACAUUGAGUACCUAUAACUUUGGGUGUAAGAUUGCCCCACUGCUGAUUUUUACAUGGUAUCCAUGGCAGCCGCUGGUGGGAGUCCUAUAAACCAUUUUGCUCUUUGCCACUGUGUGAUGCAGGGUCAGGACUUGCCCAAACCGACUGAGCUGAAAGUUUGUGUGGAUAAUAGUGUUCGUCUGUCCUCCUGCACUCCAGUGCAUGCUGGGGCUGUGUGAGGAGCAGUCCUGGGGAGAUGGCUGAACUCCUCCAGCCCCAAGUGGUGGCAGGUGUUGCCCAAAGCCCACGUGCCAGCUGGGAGCCAUCACAGCAGUGAGAAAGCCAGCAAAGCAGCAGCUCUACGCCGCAGCCCAAGCACUCUGUAGGGGCCAAGCCUGCAAAUUGUGAACCAGCAUAACAGAGCUCCAAGCCUGAUGCUCUCUACAGUGAGACUGUUGGCCAGCUGUAAAGAGCAUUAGUGGAAGCUGAGGAACCCCAACCCAUCAGCCUCCGUGCCAGAGGAGGAGCAGUCAGCAGCAAGGAGUCAUUUGCUCCCAGGCCCUUCCCCACUUUUCCGACCAGCCUGAGCGAAGCUCUCCCAUGCAGCUGGGAGCAACCCAGCCCCAUCUCACACUGCAGCAGCAGGAGAAGGGGUGAGGUGCUUUCAGCUGACAUCAAACUACAAGCUGGGUCUGCAGCAGCAGUUUGCACAAGGCUGAGCUUCUCAUGACAGGCUGGGUGCAGCCACAGCAGAGCUGUGCUCUUGCAGGCGAGAGCAAGAUGUUGGGAUGGGCUCUGUGAAGGUGGGCACAGUACUGGCUGGGAGCUGUCAGGACUCAGCAGGCAUCAGCAUAGUGGAGGGGAGAAUACUUUGGACCAAACCUCUCAAACUUUUUUUAUUGUAAGAUUUAGAUUUUUGCAAGGUAAAUGUCUGUGAUCUGUGCAGCCUUAGUUUCCUUCCUGGACAGCAAGAUGUAUCUCCUUUUGUUUGACUGGCUGUUUUGUGUCUCCACUUUCCAGUGCACAUUGCACAGAGAUGUCCAUGCUUUCACAAAUGCCCAGGCUGCUGAUGUGCCAUUUUGGAGCUGCGUUUGCCACUUGCCACUGUUGCUUUUCAGGUGGUCUCCUUGCUUGCAGCCUGGUCUAGUCUGUCUGUGCCAACUCUGUGCAGUUACUGGCUGUGGAAGGUAAAUUAUUUCCAUACUCACAGGACAUUUGUUGUUAGUGUGGCCAAGUUAUGGUCUACAGAAAGCAAAGGAUGAGCCCCUUGGCUCCACCACCCCUCUGUCCCUGCCCUGGAGGGGAUGCUCAUGUCUCCAUGGACACACAGCAAGUGGUUGCAGAGCAAGUUUGCAAAUCCCUUGCCAUUUGGGGUCAUUUUUAAGGGGGAGGGUGGGAGAAGGAGCCCUGUGUGACUGCAGAGCCGGGCUGGCCAGCUGGCAUGUCAAGAGCUGGAACAAUUAUAUUUUGUAAUAGAAAAUCGUGAAAGAACCCCCAGCCCCUGACAGAGAGAGUCUCUUGUGCAGAAGCAAUGCUGUCACAUGCUGCUGGGGGGUGGAUGUUGUGUCUUUUUGUAAUAAUUUUAAAGACUCUGAGUGACUGAAUUGCUGUAUGUGUCACUUUUUAUUUUUGAGAGAAUUAAUGUAUAAAUAGAGUAUCUUAAAAUAUUAUGAUGGAAAGAUCUAUAUUUGAUAUUUUUAGAAGACCUGUAACAAGAGAAGUGAAGGACAUUUGAAACCAGUUACAGAAAAGCACUUGCAAACACACUCGCAUCUACAACCACCCUCUGGGCCUUGGGCUGCCUUUUCAUUCACUUCAUGGUGUCACAUAGAAAUGAGGGAAACUGACAUUUCAAGCCUCUUUAUGUUUCUUUCACAGUAAUUAAACUUCCUAGACUUUUGUCCUGGGGGGGGUGGUAGUGGUGGGAAUUAAAAACAGAAGUGGAAGGAGUUGAUCUUCUUCCUGAUUUCUAGGGUGGGUGCAGUAUACCUCAUCUCCUUGGGAGUGUAGCCCUGCUGUAAGUGACACCCUGCCCUCUCUGGGGACAUGUGGGGCACAUCACCUGACAUGACUGGUAUUGUCUGGGCAGGGGAUGAAGUCUCCAAACUGUCCCACGUUUUCUGCUUUAAGGUGUUGGAUGACGAGAGCUGAGAGGUUUGUAGGGAUGACAGCCAGAGUUUCACCAGCAAAUUGCUGGUUCAUGUUCAUCCUUGGAUUUAGUAGUGAACAUUUAUUGAUUUUCCUGAAGCAGAGGAUUGGGCUGGGCUUUCUUCAGGCCCAGCCGUUGCUGCAAUGCUGCUGGCUGGUGCUGGGACCUCAGGGAGGCUGCUUAGAGCCUGCCCUGGCACCUGCACUACUACAGAAACCCCUUUCCAGGGGUGUAGGAGAGGGAUGGGAAGGACUAAUGGAAAGGAAGGGGUGGGAAAGGCUUAACAGUUCAUCUGUCAGCACUAUUUGCUUGUGUUUGGGACUGUCCUGUCCUGAGCCACUCCUCCAGCAUGAUCCCUCCUCCUCUCAUGGGAUGCAGCCAGAGCUGGCAACUUUCAGCUCAGGCAGGGGUUUCCCAGCACAAACUUCUGUCUGAAAUGUGCCUCUUUGAGCAGAGAGCAUACUAUGGACAAAUAAGAAUUUCAAACAUGUCAAAAAACACUCUAAAAGGCAUAUUUAAGGGGUAUGGUAUUUCAGGACCUCUUCAGUCACACUGCACAAGCACUAGCACUGGCUGCUCCGUGCCCAGAGGCUGCCGCCAGUCCUUAUGCCCACAAAACCUUUUAGUGCAGCGUCCCCUUUGGCUCUUCAGAUGCUCAAGUUAUUCCGAGAUGGGAGUAAUUUCCUUUUCCUAGCUAUUUAGGAGCUUUUGGAUAUGCUACCUAGAGAAUUAUUGGGAACAAGUCCCACACAAAUGUACUUACAAGAUGUCUUUUAGAGGAAAGGAAAAUAAAGCAUAAAAGACCUAGUGGAUUUUUUUUUUUUAUUAAAACUUUCCAAAAAGAAAAAUUUGGCUGAAACACUUACUAAACAUUCCCAUUUUGGGCCAGCUUUAAUACUGGAGUAAACAUUGGUUUACUCCAAGGGAAAUUAAAGAAAGAAAAUACUUUUUUAAAUCAGCUUGACAUGGCAUUUGAUGCUUAAUGUUAAAGUCAUCAGUCAAAAGUAUAAGAAGGGAGAGUGUUCAGACCUGCCAAUAGGUAAAGUCUGUCCUAUAUUCCCUGUCCCAUCGUUUUAGGCAGUAAACAAACAAAAAAAAAGAUAUGGUGCAAUAAUAUCUGUUGAAACAGAUGUCAAAUGAGUCUCGGGGUGCAAUCCUGCUGUGUUUCAAGUCAAUGGCGCAAGUCCCAUGAGCUGGCCACAGCCAGGCUGCUGUGCGCCAGCCACUGACACGUGUGGCCUUUCUGAGGUCCUCACAGGUCCAUGGUCAAGCUUCUGGCCCUUUUCUCUACUGAUUUUGCAGUGUUUUGAAGCAGAAAAAGUGAAGCACCUCGGAUGAUUUAAGAGCACCCAUGCUGCAGCCAGGGCGCCUGUCACACUCCUGGUGCCCUGCUGGGGGCUUGGGCUGGGCUGUGUGGGGUUGGAGCUGGACUGGGUUGAGUUUAGGCUUGGCUUGGGCUGGAGUUGGCUUCGAUGCUUUUUUUUUUUUUCUAGCAGGCUAUUACUCAGAGCAACAUUUUCAGACUGUGGCCAUGAAUUUUUCAGAUUCCCAUCUGGCUCUGCAGUCAGACAAAACAUCCUCCUGGUAAUUGUCUUGUCUCAAGAAGACUUCUGUGGCCUGAAUAGCAGCCCAGACCAUUACAGCUAAUUACAGCCAUCCUCCGCAUCCACACACAGUCCUCAGUUAUUGCUGUAACAUGGGGGUAUGCAGAUGGUCUGUCCUCUGCACCAGCACUUUAAGUUGCGGACAGGCUCCCGCUGGUCCUUGCUGCUGCUUCACACUGGCUUCGACUGAACAGCCUUGGUUAGAUGCUGUGACCAUAGCUCAGAACACUAUGGCUUCUCUGGGCACCAGAGAGGUUGGACCAUUCCGCUGUGGGUGUGAACUCCAGGGUGCAUCCGUCUGUGCUGGGACACAGUGCUAGAAACACCUCAUUUCACAGAAUGGGCUGCAUGCUCUAAUCCUGAGCUAGAAGUUUGAUGAUCGUGACUUCAGGCUCUGCUGUCACUUUAUGUCAUAGACUGCAGGUGAAGCACUAGAAUUUUCCCUCAAGGAAGGGUAUCACUUAUUUUAGUUUUACUUCUGCUGACAGCUUAAAAGAGGGUGGCUGUGAGGAAUGGGAGGAGGAUGUUUAUUAGAGCCUCUUAACACCAUCACAUCUGGGUCCUGUAAUAGCCUGCUGAUGGCUAUGUUUAAAUACUGAAGAGGAGUUGUUCUGAUUUAUCUGAAGUAUUGCACAGCACAAAUCCAAACAGCUUUGAGUAGUAUUUAAGUCCCCCUCCAAGAGCUUUUCCUUUAUUUCUGGCCAGUCUGCCCCAAGGAACCCUGGGGCUGCAGGCAAUGCUUGGGCAGGAGGAGCUGCAUCCCCUCAUCUCCUCCUGUUAGAUUACUUUUCAGGAGGUGUUUUUGUUUGGUGUCAGGACUGUCCUCUGCCAGCCUGCACCCUUCUCAAAGCAGUACCAGCAGGAAACCAGGAGUUUCCCAGGAGCUGCUGUUUGGGGAAGGGUGGGAUUUGGUUAGUGGGCUCCUCACAGCCAGCUGAGGCUUUGCCUUGCUCCCUUGGCACCUGAGGCCAUUCUGGUGUGAGGGAGCUGCAGCAGCAAUGCCUGUAGCUCAAGGCAUAAAGGUCAGGAAAUCAAGAAUGAAUCACAAGUUCAUGGGAGGUGCAGCAGGUAAGGGCUCAUGGGAAGAGGGCUGUCACAGAGACAAUACUUCUUCCAGUUGCUGUUUUACAGAAAUUUUCAUGCCCAAAGGCAGACCCUCACUCUGUGUGAAGCCCUUUAAGCUGUAAGCAUGAGAUGACGGCCACUACACCAAAGCUGAAGAUGAGUAGCAUCCUUUGCCAUAGGAAAACACAAAGGGUUCUCUGUUUCUCCCUGUGUCCAUGCACUCUAUAGCAAUAUUUACCUUUACAGGCUGUGUUUGCUGAAAGGGGACUCAGCACCCCAAACCCCACCAGGGUUCAACCAGCCUGUGCCAGGCUCCUGACCCCUGCAGGGCCCCCACUGCUCCCUAGCACUGCUGGGUGUGCCAGGCAGGUAUUUUGAAGAGGUGUCUGACUUACAGUUAUUGCUCCAUGAGAAGGAAAGAGAAAUAAGCAAAAAAUCCACCCCAAAAUCUGAUUUUUCUUGUCCCAAAGCACUCUCGGAAAGGCUUUUCCCUCUUUGCAGUUUUGAUACAUCUUUCCUAUAGAAAUGUCAUUUAUAUUCUUUUCAUCAUUCAAGUGUGUAGUCCUGAAAAGGCAAAAAGCAGAAGUUCCUCAGCACCCAGGAAACCAUUUUUCCCCCCCAUCAGGCCCAGCACUGUCCCUCUGUUGCCCAGCAGGGCAGCCCCCCCUGGGUGCCCUGCCUCUGCUCCCCAUCUGAAUCAGCCUGUGGGACAUCAGACCCCAUCCCUGCCUCUUAUCAUUUGGUGCAAUCUCCAGAAAUGAUUGAAAUAGCACAAAACUUGUGCUACCAGUGCUCUCUGGAGCAGUGCACAGUAAAUCACAGCCAGCCUGGAACAGCACUUGGUAAUAAAAUACAGAGCACAGGAAUAUCCUCCUGGCAGGGCCACCUGUGAGCAGCUGUGCACACUGUGUGCAGCCAGGCUUUGGGACAGAGACCCAUAGGAAAGCAAACUGUGUUUCUACUCAAAACACAGAAACUUUACCUCCCUGCAAGUAAGUGCAGGCUUGAUUACACAUAAGCUUUUUUCUGCUGUCCAGGAAAGCAUCUGCUCAGCAUUUCUGAGGUGGUUUCACAAGCCUCGCUGGGGGCCAGCAGGGCUCUGUCCCCCACCUCAGCCCACAGCUGCCCCCAGGAGCCCCGUCCCCUCAGCAGGGCCUCCACAGCUGGGGGCAGCUGAAGGCAUCUGCCCCAUGGGGUCCAGGGUGCUGGUCUCACUACCUUUUUCUUUUUUUUUUUUUCCAGCAGCAUUUCAACAUUGUUUCUUGCUUUGCAGAGAGGGAUGGAGGCAUGAGCAAGGGAAAAGAUGCCAGUGGGGG